This is a messenger RNA of Podarcis muralis (Common wall lizard), 4671 nucleotides long. NCBI's taxonomy places the organism in Eukaryota, Metazoa, Chordata, Lepidosauria, Squamata, Lacertidae. The record is from RefSeq and is a predicted model, not a curated record.
CACUAACCUAGAUGGCUUGAAAAGAGGAUUGGGCAAAUUCAUAGGGAGGUUAAAGGCUCUCUGUGGCCCCCAGUCCCAAUGGCUGCGCUUGUCUCCACAGCUGGAGGCAGCGAAGCUUCUGAGACCGCGGGAGAGGAGAGCUGCUCUUCUGCCUGAGUCUACUUGCGGGUUUCCCAUUGAGGCCUCUGCUUGGCCUCUGGGAGAACAGGAUGCUGGACUGGGGUGUGGAUGGGCCUGAUCCAGCAGCAGCCUCUUUGUCCGUCCUUCUGUCUUUGAGGGUGGCCUGUGGUCAGGGCUGCGCUGGGGAAAGUCUGCUCGGAUCAGGCCGGUGGCCCCUCGCCGCCUCCUCUUUCUCUUUCUCUCCCAGAGCUGGGUUUGAGCUGGUCCCUCUUUGCUCUUAAGCGAAGGCGGCCCUCGGGGGAGGAGGAGAUCAAGGACGGCGUCCCGGAGCCCAGCAGGCGGGGUGUGGGGCUCAGGGAGGCGGCAGCCCCCUCCUCAGUCGCUCCCACCCAGCCAGCCCCCAAACGCCCACUCUCCUCCUCCCUCCCUCCGUCCUCCUCUUUCUGUUCCAGAAAGGCGAAUUCAGGAACCUGUGACGCUUCCCCCCUUUGCUGAUUCAUUGGUUUGGGGAGUUUAAAUACAGGGAGGAGCGCGCCAGAGAGCCGGAGAAGCAGCCCCAGCCCGGGACGGGGAGCGCAUCCUGCUCAGCCUCUGCAGCCGCCUGAGGAACCACCGCCGGACUCCGCCCUCCUCCUCCAGCAGGCCCCAUGGAUCCCAGAGGCCAUGCCCCUCUUCUGCUGCUGGCAGGCUGCCUGGCGCUGGCCCUGGCGUGGGCUCAGUGCCCCAAGGAGUGCGCCUGCUCCCGGACGGCACAGGUGGAGUGCUCGGGACCCCACAUCUCGGCCAUGCCCGGUCCCCUGCCCGCCAACGCCAUGAGCCUGCAGGUGAUUGGCACCCAGCUGACGGAACUGGGGGCGGGGGCCUUUGGCAACGCCUCUCUGCUCAUCGCCCUGCGGAUGGAGAAGAACAGCCUGGCGCGCCUGGACCCGGACACCUUCCGGGGCUUGCUCUCCCUCCGCUACCUGAGCCUCUCCAGCAACCGCCUCCAGGAGCUGCCCGCCGGUGUCUUCCGCAGCCUGGACAAACUGGAGUCGCUGCUGCUCUCGGGGAACCAGCUCCUGCGCCUGCACCCGGCGCACUUCAGCGGCCUGGGCGCCCUCAAGGAACUCCAGCUGCACGGCAACAGCCUGGCGUCCGUCCCUCCGGGGGCCUUUGACCACCUGCCCUCCCUCCUCAAGCUCAACCUGGCCAAGAACCGCUUCUCCCGCCUCCCGCCCGCCCUCUUCGCCCACCUGGGCCGCCUGCAGGUGCUGCGCCUCUAUGAGAACCAGCUGGCCGAGGUGGCCCCCCGCGCCUUCGCCGCCCUCCCGGACCUGCAGGAGCUGGGCUUGCACCAGAACAGGAUCCGGCGCCUGCCCGACGGGCUCCUCUCGGCCAACCGCCGGCUGCAGAAGCUCCACCUGUCCAACAACCGCCUGGAGACCCUCCCGCGGGGGCUGCUCCUGGAGCUUCCGGAGCUCUCCCGCCUCUCGCUCUUCGGCAACGCACUCCGGGAGCUCCUGCCGGCCACUUUUGGCCCCAUGCCGCGGCUGAAGGAGCUGUGGCUCUACGACAACCAGCUGGCCCAGCUGCCCGCCGGGGUCUUUGCCAACCUGACGGAGCUGCAGCUGCUGGUGCUGAGCAGGAACCGGCUGCGCUCCGUCUCCCCGCUGGCCUUUGAGGGGCUGGGGGAGCUGCUGGAGGUCUCCUUGCACACCAACCAGCUCCGCACCCUCGAAGGGGAGACGUUCCGGGGUCUGGGCAAGCUGCAGAACGUCUCCCUGCAGAACAACCGGCUGGUCUCCCUGCCAGAGCACCUCUUCCGCAGCACGCCACACCUGGUGAACCUCCAGCUGCAGAACAACUCGCUGGAGAGCCUCCCAGCAGGCAUCUUUGAGCAGCUGCCCCACCUGAGGGAGGUCAAGAUGCACGACAACCCCUGGCGCUGCGACGAUGCCCUGCUGGCCCUCGGGCGCUGGCUGAGGGAGAACGGUGCCCGCCUGGGGGGCAGCCGCCCUGUCUGCGCCUGGCCUCCCCCCUUGCAGGGGCAGCCCAUUGCCGAACUGGAGGAGGAGCACUUUGGUCUGGCACAGAGCCCAGAGGCCACCGAGGGGCCCACGAUGGCCACCUCCGGCCAGGUGGAGGUCCCUGACCAGGACACGAGCCCAGAGACCGUGAUGCCCACGCGUGCCCAGCCGCCCCUGGACCACGAAGGCGGCAGCGCAGAGGCAGAGCAGGAGUUUUCCACGGCAGCCCCCAGGGUGCUCACCCCAGGCGUUGCGCCGGCCGAGGGGGGCAUCUGGGGCUUGACGCGCACCCAGACGGGGGUGGUGGUCACCUGCCUGGUGGUGGGCUCUGCCUUGCUCCUGGGGACGCUGCUGGCGGCAGCUGUCUAUGGGUACAGGAGGAAGGCCCGCCAGGACCUCGCCAAGGGCAAAUGGGUGGCCGUCGGGCACUUCCUGCUGCUUUGCCUCUCGGCCCUGGCACAGCCCGGUGGCCCCGCGGUUCCCUGCCCGGCUCUGUGCCAGUGCUUUGGGAACCUGACCGUCUUCUGCUCGGAUGAAGGUCUGGAGGACAUCCCCGAGGGGGUCCCCGCCAGCGCCACCCAGCUCUUCUUCGUGGGAGCCCCCCUGUUCUCGCUUCAGAGCGGGGCUUUCGCCAACAGAACCGGCAGCCGCCGCCUCGCCAAACUGGCCUUCCUGGGCAGCCCCCUCGAGUCUCUGGGACGCGCGGCCUUCGAGGGGCUGCCGGAGCUCCGGGAGCUGGAGAUCUCGUCCAGCCAGCUGAGCGCUCUGAGCGGAGAGGCCUUUCUGGGCUUGGCCAACCUCAGCACCCUCGCCGUCAAGUUCAGCCCCAUCAAAAGCCUGGAGACGGAGCUGUUCAGCAACACGCCGCGCCUAGAAGCCCUCCACCUCCAGGGGAACGAGGUCGGGUCUCUGCCCCAGGACGUCUUCCGCCCGCUGUCAUCCCUCAAGACCCUCACCUUGUCCCAAAACCACCUCGCGGAGCUGCUCGCGGAGGUCUUCGGCCCGCUUUCGGCCCUGCGGGUGCUGAAGCUGAGCGACAACCGCCUGGCUGGCCUCUCCGCCGGCCUCUUCGGCCCCCUGGGAGAGCUCCGGGAGCUCUUCUUGGACGGCAACGCCCUGGCAGAGCUGCCCCCGGGCACCUUCGCCCCGCUGAGCGCCCUGACGCGCCUCCACCUCCAGCACAACGCCCUGGAGCGCCUGCCAGCCGCCGUCUUCUCCGCCCAGCGCAACCUCACCUUCCUCUACCUGGACGGCAACCGCUUGGCGGAGCUGCCCGACGGGCUCUUCCAGGGCACCCCUCACCUCGCCGAGCUCUCCCUGGCGGGCAACCGUCUCCAGAGCAUCCCCGAGGGGCUGUUUGGCAACCUGGGCAGCCUGGCCUUCCUGGGGCUAUCGCACAACCGCCUCGCCCACCUGCCCGCCGGGGUCUUCCAGGGCCUGAGCGCCCUUGCCAGGCUGCAGCUGAGCCACAACAACCUCACCGCCCUGCUGAGGGGCGUCUUCGCCAACCUCACCACCCUGGAGGCCUUGGACCUCUCCCACAACCAGCUGGCCACCCUGUCGGAGGGGGUCUUCGAGGGCAACGUCAUCCUGGCCAACGUGGCCCUGAAGGGCAACCCCUGGACGUGCGACUGCCACCUGGCCCCCUUGAAAGACUGGCUCCAGGACACGGACCCCCUGAUCAACGCGCGGGCCUUGUGCAGGAGCCCGGCUCACCUGCAGGGGCUGAGCCUGCCGGCCGUGCAGAAAGAGCAGCUGGUCUGUCGGCGGGGCCCCGCGCCCUCCCGGUGCCGGGCGGAGCCGGGGGUGGAGGAGACCUCCGCGGAACCCAGCGCCCGCCCUCCCUGCACCUACCAGGAUCCGGCAGGGGCCAUCCACCUGGCGUGCGACCGCGACGCUUGCCGCCAGCUUAGCCUGAGUCUCCCGCCAGGAGAGAGCCUGCAGGAGGCAGGGCAGAGUUUCAGCAAGGGCUGGAUCCUGGACUCGGGCUGCGGCGCCGUGAAGGUCCAGGUGGCCGUGAGCAUUGAGCCCCUGCCCGGAGGGGAGGCAGUGGCAGCCCCCUCGGAAGCCCCCUGAGGCCAGCAUCCCCUGCCCUGCCAGUGUGGCCCGGAGAGCGGGGGGGGGGCCCUCCGGAGAGAGGGGGCUCAUGGGGAUGAGGGAGACCUACACUGCAGGGCUGUCGUCAGGACGUGCUUGGUAUCAUCACAGACGCUAACAGAAACAGAAACAGAAGCCUUUGUGACCCAAAUCAGGCUUUGUCUGUGUAGAUUUAUAUGCGGGUCUCCCCAGGAUCCCAAAGGACACCCAGUGGGGAUUCUGAAAGCAUGGAUCCACUGCCUCCCAGGGCAGGGUGGGGGUGUAGGUCUUGUAGGAUUUGCUGCCUGAAGCAGCAAUUUAUAUAUUCUGUCACUUUCAUUUCGUAUAAUAAACCAAGCUUUCUUUAUUCCUUUUGUGUGGGAACUUCUUGUGGGCAUGGGGUAAGGGUAAGCACACAUUCAUAACUGGGCAUAGGUUAUAACUCUAGCAAUAAUAAUAAUAAUAAUAA